This is a messenger RNA of Microdochium trichocladiopsis, 1973 nucleotides long. RefSeq names its product integral membrane protein DUF92. Gene Ontology annotation, cellular component: membrane. The transcript is spliced from 2 exons. The record is from RefSeq and is a predicted model, not a curated record. NCBI's taxonomy places the organism in Eukaryota, Fungi, Ascomycota, Sordariomycetes, Xylariales, Microdochiaceae. Bases 345 to 1550 code for a protein of 401 amino acids.
GAGUACGGGGGGUUCCAAGGCACAUGAAGUGUGGCUGACAGCUCGCAGGGCCGGGGUCGGAUGACGACACACAGCACAGCAACACGGGCAGGCAGGCAGGCACACAGCUCAACCACAUCUCGAGAUCAUCCAUUCCGUGGGUCUUGAAGGUCGCAUGCCAUAUUGCUGUUCUCGACCUGGCGACUGUGCACAACUGCAUUCCCCUCAUCAAUAAUUCGAGUUGGGUGGGAUCCUUCCCUAUCUUGAAAGGGGAAUCUGAUACUCAUCGUGGCCCAAGGUUGCUGAGAACACGCUUACUCUCUCUGCCCCCCACCAGCACCACGAACAUCGGGCCGAGCCCAAGCAUGAAACCCAUCAUCGCCGUCCCGGCGACCCUCGCCCUGGUCUACCGGGCCUGGUCCCACAAGUCGCUCACGCCGCUCGGCAUCGUCGUCGCCGCGGGCACCGCCGUCGCCCACGCCGUGCACCCCUGGAACCUCCCCUUUGCCCUGCUCGUCGUCUUCUUCCUCGCCGGCACCCGCGCGACAAAGGUCAAGAAGGACAUCAAGGCCACCCUGACCAUCAGCGCCCAGGGCAGCAGCGGCGGCGAGGGGCCCCGCACCCACGUCCAGGUCCUCGCCAACUCGGCCGUCGCCACGGCCCUCGCGCUCCUGCACGCAUAUCACCUCCGCCAGGCCGCCCCCAGCAGCACGGACAGCUCCCAGUGCUUCUCCGCGGGCCGCAGCAGCAGUACCGCCAGCGCCGACGUCCUGGCCAUCGGCAUCAUCGCCAACUACGCCGCCGUCGCGGCAGACACCUUCUCGUCGGAGCUCGGGAUCCUGUCGCGCACCCAGCCGCGGCUCAUCACCUCGUGGUCCCUGCGCAAGGUGCCCCGGGGAACCAACGGCGGCGUCACGCUCUGGGGCCUGGCAGCCGGCCUGCUGGGCUCCGUCAUCGUCGUCACCGCGUCGAUGCUCUUCCUCCCCAUCUGUGACAGCAGCAGCUUCACCGUCGGCGAGAAGGCGGCGCUGUUUGGCGGUCUCGCCGUCUGGGGCGCCCUGGGCAGCGUGCUGGACAGUUUCCUCGGGGGCUGGUUCCAGCGCAGCGUGCGCGACGCGAGGACGGGCAAGAUUGUCGAGGGCGAGGGCGGCGUCAGGGUCCUCGUCGCGCCGCCCCGGCCGUCGUCGUCGUCCUCCUCUUCUUCUUCAAAGGGUGGACUCUCUGCUUCCCAGGAUGGCCUGACGGACCACCAGAACCAGAUCCCCGGCGUUACCUCGGCCUCUGGCAGCAGCACAACAGCAGCAGUAAUCAAGGACAAGCACACCGCGGACCUCAAGGCCCGGAUCGUCAAGGGCGAGGGCACGGACGCGGUCGAGAAGGUUCCUCUGGGGGAGGGAGGAGGAGGAGUCGGGGCGGCGGGACCCACGCGCGUCGUCGAGACGGGACACGACUUCCUCGACAACAACCAGGUCAACUUCCUCAUGGCCCUCAUCAUGAGCGUCGGCGGGAUGGCGAUCGCCGCCCGGCUGUGGGGUGUUCCGCUCGGAGACGUCUUCUCGCUUCGCUCGUGAAAGGAUUUAUGCAGGAGGUCGGUGGCCCGCCCUGGGGGAGGGAGGACGUCUGGAGUCAAGAUUGUGGCCGGGAAGGCUUGUUGAAGGAGAAGUUCCGGUCAGGGCUGGGGUACAGCGACCAGCACGCCCACGCGGGAGCUGGGCCGGAGUGACUUCACUGAACCACAUGUUGCUUUGGGAUCUGCCAUAAAUGCUGGGCGUGUUCCCUUAGGGACCGCGAAAUGACUGUACGAAGACAAUGACUGUGGCGGCGCCUUAUGCUUUGAGCAACAGCGAUAUCAAGACUAGAGACGUGCAUGCAAGCCAGAAGAAAUAUCUCGAUCAGUUUUAUGAAUGAUGUUACUCAAGAGGAGAACCAUCUCUGUAAGGCUUUUCGUGUCUCUAGUUCAUUAUCUAUGCAUUUCUGCGUGAUUAGCUGCCGGC